UGCCGGCCCCCGGCGGAGCUGCCGGAGCUUCGCGGGCGCCGGGAGCGGUUCAGAAGGCACUUGCCGUGAGCGUGGUGCUCGCCCCGGCACUGCCAGGCUGCUCUGCACCCUUUCGCCUCCCUGACGCUGUCAUUAGCUCAGGGGCUGCCUAGGUGGCAGACAGCACGCACCCUGCUAGUAACUGUAGGAUACGCGCAAAACCCCAGGGUAACACUCGCGAAAAAUAUAAAAUGAAAGGGGAAACUAGAAGAAGGUUAAGAGAUCAGUCAUUUCCUUGUUGAGGGACUGCAGCCCUCUGACUUUCAGCUGUGGGCUGUCAACUUAGGUCACAGCGACUGUCCCAGAGGUCAAGAAAGAACUGCUUAGCGCUCUGUUACUAGCUUCAACCCAAAGAUCUUCAGAACCUCUCCCUAACCUUAGUUGAACUGUUCUCCUACCCCGAUUUUCUGGCAAAGACUAAGAUUGUGGCUUUGCCUAUGUUGGUGUUUUUCAACUUCUGGUCUGCGAACUGUGGUAAUAUUUUGAACUCCUUAGAAGGGAUCAGUGAAAGUAACCAGGAAAAGCCAGCCAGAAAAGCCUUCUACCACUCUUUCAUCAAUCCCUGUUACUCAGGAUGUACCAUUCUUGAGUCUGGAGGAGGUAAUCCUUGAAAGUCAACCAGUUCUCCUGGAUCCUUGUCUUCAGGACCAUAUAGAGAUAUGGUUUUUCAGUGGAGGCUGUGGAUCUGUUCUUCCUUGGCUCCUGCUCUGUGACAUCAACUAUGGAACAUGCUCAAGAAUAUGAAGCAUGUCUUGAGCAAACCCAGAGGUAUAGUGUGGAGAGACCAAUAUAUAACCAAGAGCUCUUGCAAGAACAGCUGCACAGACGAGAGAGAACUCCUCAGACUUUAAGGCAGAAGAUUGCCCAUUCCUGUCGUUGUUCUUCUAAGAAAGCCAAGUCUCAUCUUUACAGUUUCUUACCAAUUUUGAAAUGGCUUCCCCGUUACCCAGUGAAGGAAUACUUACUAGGGGACAUUAUCUCAGGUAUAAGCACUGGGGUUAUGCAGCUUCCUCAAGGUUUGGCCUAUGCUUUGCUGGCAGCUGUUCCCCCAGUAUUUGGCCUAUAUUCUUCAUUUUAUCCUGUCUUUCUAUAUACUUUUUUUGGAACCUCCAAGCACAUAUCAAUAGGCACCUUUGCUGUGAUUAGUAUGAUGAUUGGUGGUGUUGCUGUGAGACAAGUGCCUGAUGAAAUGAUUUCCAUAGGCUAUAAUUCUACCAAUGUUACAGAUUCUCUUGAAUAUUACCAUGCCAGGGAUACCAAGAGGGUACAGGUAGCCGUGACUCUCGCCUUUCUUACAGGAAUCAUCCAGUUGUGUUUAGGUCUCCUUCGAUUUGGGUUUGUAGCCAUCUAUCUAACAGAGCCUCUGGUGCGAGGAUUUACCACUGCUGCUGCAGUUCAUGUCUUCACUUCUCAGUUAAAGUAUCUCCUUGGCAUUAAGACUAACAGAUACAGUGGACCCCUCUCGGUUGUAUACAGCAUAGCUGCUGUGCUUUCAAAAAUAACAACAACCAACAUUGCUGCGUUGAUUGUUGGGUCAACGUGUAUCGUUCUGCUCUUGAUUGGCAAGGAAAUCAACCUUCUCUUUAAGCAGAAGCUCCCUGUUCCCAUUCCUAUGGAGAUCAUUGUGGUAAUUAUUGGCACAGGAGUCUCAGCUGGAAUGAAUCUAAGUGAGUCAUACAGAGUGGAUGUUGUUGGGAAUAUUCCUCAAGGGUUACGUGCACCAGCAGUUCCUGAGAUUCAGCUCAUCCCAGCAAUAUUUGUGGAUGCAAUAGCAAUAGCAAUAGUUGGAUUUUCAAUGGCUGUGUCAAUGGCCAAGAUCUUUGCCCUUAAACAUGGUUACACCAUUGAUGGCAACCAGGAACUUAUUGCCUUGGGGAUAUGCAACUCCGUGGGGUCAUUUUUUCAAAGCUUUUCAAUCACUUGCUCAAUGUCUCGGAGCCUCGUUCAGGAAAGCACCGGUGGGAAAACUCAGAUUGCAGGUGCUCUCUCUUCAAUUAUGGUUCUGUUGGUAAUCGUGGCUAUUGGAUACCUCUUUGAACCGCUUCCACAGACAGUGCUAGCUGCAAUCGUCAUGGUGAACCUGAAAGGAAUGUUUAAGCAGUUUGGAGAUGUCACACACUUCUGGAGAACCAGUAAGAUUGAGCUGGCCAUCUGGGUGGUAGCUUUUGUGGCUUCUCUUUUCCUGGGACUAGACUAUGGUUUGCUUACUGCAGUAGCCUUUGCAAUGAUAACUGUUAUUUACAGAACACAAAGCCCUCAGUACAGAAUCCUUGGUCGGGUGCCUGACACUGACAUUUACUGUGACGUGGAAGAGUACAAGGAGGUUAAAGAGUAUCCUGGAAUAAAAAUAUUUCAAGCUAAUGCAUCCCUGUACUUUGCCAACAGUGAGUCAUAUAUGAGUGCACUGAAGAAAAAGACAGGAGUGGACCCUUGUGCCAUAUUAGCAGCAAGGAGGAAAGCUCGGAAGAGGCACGCCAAGGAAAUAAAGGCAGCAAACAAACUCAGAAAGAAAGCUGUGCUGAAACUAGUGAAUUCCUCGACAAACGACGUGGAAGCCAGUGUGAAACACGAGAUAGCAAAUGAUGAGUUACCUGUAAACGGCAAAUUUGCAGGCGCCGAUGCCGGUGCAGCAGAGCCACCUCCCGAUGAGCAGGAACGUUUCGUGGAGCCCAGACCAAACAUCCACGCUUUAAUUCUUGAUUUUGCCCCGGUGAACUUUGUGGAUUCAGUUGGAGCAAAAACAUUAAAAUCAAUUAUAAAAGAAUACAAAGAAGUCGGGGUGGGGGUCUGCAUUGCCAGCUGCAGCGGCCCUGUCAGGAGUGAGCUGACCAGACUGGAUUUCUUUGACACCGCUGUACCAAGAGCGUUGCUGUUCCCCAGCAUUCAUGACGCCGUCCUCGCUUGCCAAGGGAAGGGCGGCUCGGCCUCCCAGACUGACACUGACCUCUGAAGAGUGGUGCUGAGGGGAAUGGAAGGCACAUCAUCUUAUGCUGAUGGACUCUUUCUGAACAUGUAAUUUGCACAGUUUAACGAGAGCCUAAGGCUGUUGGUAUCUACGGGUAUAGGGUGGUGCUGAUUUUCUCUAGGAGGAGUGGAUAAGGAAUUGGAAGCCUUGGUGCUCUUCAGUUUUUAUUUUCAAUCAGGGUAUGGCCUUCAGCAACAUACAGGCACAAAAUUAUGCAAGACAAGGAAAUGCAGCGUUUUCUGCUACAAUCAGAAUCUGACAAACAAGGUGACAUUCCUGUUCCUGUUGAGGAAAUGGGCACUUUAACCCACUAUGAGGUGGGAUCUUGCAGGAAAGGACUGUUCUGCACUUGCAAUGCACUGUACCAGUGUUUUUACAGAACUCCCCUUUGCUGUCUGGUAAAGCCUCUGCAGACAACAGAGUGGUAUAGAUUGCCAUAAUCAAUCAUCUGGAUCAGUGGACUCACACUGGUGGCAUUUUGCUGGUACUCUUUUUAAACCUGGAUGGUACAGUUAUUUUUUAAAAUACCCAACCUGUCUGAACUCUUCAUUGCCUCAGCACUUCUCACACAAAGUGAACUCCCAGUUACAAACUCAUUUAGUCAUUACAUUAACCAUAAGGCACUUUCACUGCCCAGACCUCAUUAUGCUUUCUAGAAAAGAAUAGAAAUGAGUUUAGCUUCAAAGUUUGAAGACAAAACUGGUUUAAGGCAGGAGUGAAGCCUAUUAAAUUAAGAAGUGAUGUCCUGGAUGCAGUCUCUUAAGCAGGAAUCAAAAUAUAGACAAGGGAUAAAGUCUUAGUGGUCUUAAAAAAAGACAAGACUUUUCUGUUGCCUGAGACCUCUUCCCACCAGCAGUGCUGCUUCUGCCUCAGCUUUUCAGUGCUUUGAGAAAUAGAUUUCAAUAGAACUCCAAAGAGUUAAUUAUGUGUGUGGGUUUUUAAAAGAAACAGUAGCAUGAUGGGGGUUUGAUUUGUCUUCACACCCUGGCCCCUGCACUAUUGCUGAACUUCAGGUGUGAGAUGAGAAACAUGGAAAUGGAAUUUGAUUAGAAGAAAGAAAUCUUCAAGACCUGUGUUUCCCUAACAGCAGCUGCUCUGGAGCUGAGCACAGGGGGAACCUCCAACUGUUUCCCUACAGGUGCCAUCCUAUUGAGCACCCUCAAAUCAGAGGCCCUGUGCAUAAGGGAAUUCAAAUGACAUCCUCUCACUCUCUUAAAAUGCAGAACAUACUUUUGCUUCAAGCUCAGUUGCAGUUAGGGCUUGCUUCAGGUAAACUCAGUUUCCCAAGACAUAGGAGCAGCUGGGGAAGAGAUUUCCUCAGCCUCCUUGGCCAACAGGGAUAGGAAGCUUUCUGCAUCAGAAAUUACUGCUUAGCUGGAGUUCAAAGGAUGAAUUGAACAUGUCAACACACUGUGCAUGUUUGUUUAAACAACUUUUGGUAUGUUUUAUAAUGUUAACUAGUUUAACAAACCUUUGUACCACAUACAGUAUAUUUUUCUACUUUCAGCUUGCUGCAGCUUCAGUUUUUAACUAAGUAGUCUCUGCAGUUCACAGUAGAAUCCUUCUGAAAUAAAGUGAUGAUCA
This is a messenger RNA of Colius striatus (speckled mousebird), 4588 nucleotides long. It is a transcript of the gene SLC26A5, whose product is annotated as solute carrier family 26 member 5. The record is from RefSeq and is a predicted model, not a curated record. Gene Ontology annotation, cellular component: membrane. NCBI's taxonomy places the organism in Eukaryota, Metazoa, Chordata, Aves, Coliiformes, Coliidae. The transcript has 20 exons. Bases 761 to 2989 code for a protein of 742 amino acids. Gene Ontology annotation, biological process: transmembrane transport. Gene Ontology annotation, molecular function: bicarbonate transmembrane transporter activity; secondary active sulfate transmembrane transporter activity; oxalate transmembrane transporter activity.